GCGUAAAAUUCGCUGUUAGUCGGUGCCAAAUCGUGACCGCGUUCGCACACAACACAACCCUCCGGGAGUUUCGGGUAAGACGGUGACACACACAGUGAAGAUCGCCCCUCCGACACAAAACCCAUUAAGCGGUGGGAAGACGUGCUUAUGUGUGUGUGUGUAAAGUCGAAAAGAUUUAUCUAAAUUCGACCAGACAAGAUUCGCGUGAAAGCAAUGCAAAUGUGCCAAAAUGGAAGCAAAAUUGGUGAAAGCAAUUAAAGGUGAUGGUGUUUCAGGUGAAGUGAAGGCGAAAGGGAGUUCCAAGUGUUAAAUGGAAUGUAAAAGAUACGACAAAAAUCGAGAAGCUCAUUGUGAUUCAAACUGCGUUCGCUGUGUUUAACGAAUCAAAACGAGCAUCCCUGCAGUCCGUUGGAACGUCACCGUGCAGCGUGCGCCCGGGUCCUGGGUACGAUAAGACUCCACAUUUGCAAAGUCGUUGACUGGAAUUGCCUUCCUUCGUUGCCGUAUUUGGCCACAGCGUCACCAUCAUCAUCUCGGAGCGCCGUGUCGUCAUCUGAAUUUUGUUGGCUUCGCUGUAAUAAAGAGACGGGUCCAAUUUGCUAAAUGUGGCCCAAAUGCUAGCCUCCGCGUGGAGGGUAAUGGUGAAGAUACUUUUAGGAACUCAUUCCUGGAAUACGAGCAGCACGUGCAGGAGGAAGCCAGCGUAAGUGAGCUUUAUACGCUUGAUCCAGACAUAAAACCGAAGUCGUCGUAGCUGACUGGUCAAAGACCCGUGCCGCACGUUCCGCCGUACCUUCAACCGGCGCGCUUAAGCCAUCCACUGUACCGCGUCUCCUCACACAAGUGAAAAAGGGAUACGCACCGGACGUGACCAUAAAAAUUGACUCCUUCGCCUUCAUUUCCGCUCCCCUCCGGGGAACGCACGAGCAUCAUCAGCCUUGCCAGUUGUUGCGGUGCGGUCACAUUUUUCCGGCGGCGUGACAAAUCGAUCCCAAGUUGCUUCCGUUGCAAUCGAUACACGCGGUGCGCCCGGGAGCUUUCCCGGCCUACCCACGGGAAAUGAGAAAACGCAAACGCAUCAAACCGUAGCAGCAGUCGGCGGAGUCACACUCGGCAUUCACGGCGGCGUGCGAAAGUGUUGAUCAUGCCAACUGCCUGACGGUACGCCUGGCAUGUGCGUGUGAGUGGCAGUGAGUUUGGUGUUUUGCGUCCCGUCGGUGCGUCUACAGUGAAGCGUUCUAGAGGUGGCUAACAAGAAGAAAUAAAUUAUCAGUGGUGUGGUGUGUAGUUUGUAGCAGAAAAAAAAGAGCCGGUGUGAGUUAAGACGCCGGAAAAAGGACCGGUUGUGCCAUUAAAAAAAGGACUUUUCCGAGACCCAGCGCUCAAGAAGAUUAGUUUGAAGAAGAUGCAACAAUAAGUGCCACAUAGAGAAUGCUUCUCGGCGAGUCCCCGAUAAAUGGGACGAUCCCUUUUUGUGCUUUUAUGUUUGUGUGGUACAAGGAAACAAAGUGAACCUCGGAGUAAGUGAAUCUGUUCGUGCGUAAAACAAACCCACAAACUGUGUGUGUGUGUGUGUGUGUGUCUGCUAUCGUCCCCUUAAAGCUGCUUAAUUUGUGCAGUGUGCGUAAGUUACGAAACAGUACGACCCGCUGCAGAAGCUCCCAAGAACGACCACCCUUCAAGGUCGCCGAAGGAUGCGGCCCUUUCCAGUGGCAAACAACCGGCCGUCCCUUUUGCGGUAGAGACGCUGCAAAACAAUCCCCCCCCCCUGGGCGACCCCGGUGUUUAAUUCAUUUACUGCUCAAAGCACCCAAUUUCCUUGCUCGGCCUCACCAUGAACAUUAUGGACUCGGAGAACCGGGUCGUGCUGAACGUGGGCGGCAUACGGCACGAAACGUACAAGGCGACGCUCAAAAAGAUACCGGCGACCCGGCUGUCGCGCCUUACCGAGGCGCUAGCCAAUUACGAUCCGAUCCUGAACGAGUACUUCUUCGAUCGGCACCCGGGCGUGUUCGCACAGGUGCUCAAUUAUUAUCGCACCGGUAAGCUACACUACCCAACCGACGUCUGUGGUCCGCUGUUCGAGGAGGAGCUAGAGUUUUGGGGUCUCGACUCCAACCAGGUUGAACCGUGCUGCUGGAUGACCUACACGCAGCAUCGUGAUACGCAGGAAACGCUCGCCGUGCUGGAACGGCUCGAUCUCGAUACGGAGAAACCGACGGAGGAGGAGCUAGCUAGGAAAUUCGGUUACGAGGACGAUUAUCUAAAGGGUACGGUUUCCUGGUGGCAGCACAUGAAACCGCAAAUGUGGUCGCUGUUCGAUGAACCGUACAGCUCCAACGCUGCCAAGAUAAUCGGUGUGAUAUCGGUGUUUUUCAUCUGCGUCUCCAUCCUGUCCUUCUGCCUGAAGACGCACCCGGACAUGCGGGUGCCGGUCAUACGCAACAUCACGGUCAAGACGGCGAACGGCAGCACGGCCUGGGUGCUGGACAAGACGCAAACGAACGCCCACGUCGCGUUCUUCUACAUCGAGUGUGUCUGCAAUGCGUGGUUCACGUUCGAAAUUUUGGUACGCUUUAUCUCCUCGCCGAACAAGUGCGAGUUUGUCACGUCAUCUGUAAAUAUCAUCGACUACAUCGCGACGCUCAGCUUCUACGUGGAUCUGGUGCUGCAGCGGUUCGCCUCCCAUCUGGAGAAUGCGGACAUCCUCGAGUUCUUCUCCAUCAUACGCAUCAUGCGGCUGUUCAAGCUGACGCGCCACUCGUCCGGCCUCAAGAUCCUGAUCCAGACGUUUCGUGCGUCCGCCAAGGAGCUAACGCUGCUGGUGUUUUUCCUCGUGCUCGGCAUCGUGAUCUUCGCCAGCCUGGUGUACUAUGCCGAGCGGAUCCAGGCGAAUCCACACAACGACUUCAACAGCAUCCCGCUCGGGCUGUGGUGGGCGCUGGUCACGAUGACCACGGUCGGGUAUGGCGAUAUGGCACCGAAGACGUACAUCGGCAUGUUUGUCGGUGCGCUGUGCGCCCUGGCCGGUGUGCUGACGAUCGCUCUGCCCGUGCCCGUCAUCGUGAGUAACUUUGCGAUGUACUACUCGCACACGCAGGCCCGCGCCAAGCUGCCCAAGAAGCGAAGGCGUGUGCUGCCGGUGGAGCAACCACGCCAACCCCGCACAGCCGGUCAAGGAGGUGGCAUCGGUAUGCCCGGCUCUGGCCCAAUGGCACGCCGCAUGAACCAGGUGAAGACGAAGGAUCUGGGCCCGAAAAUUGGUCCGAUCGGGGCGAGCAUCGUUGCGAUGUGCCCGAAAAACGUGGGCCUGCACACCAAUCCAGCCCUCGCGAUGUGCAAGCCAACGUUCGAGGUUCGGCCGCCGAGCAUCGUACCGACCCCGAUGAUGCUGGUGCCGCGCGACUCCACCUACAAGCCGACCGUUACCACUCCGACCGCAAACAGUGGCACAGGUGGGUUGACCAUUACAGCGCUCGCCAAUGCGACCAGCACCAACAACAACAGCACAACGACCGUCAACAACAACAACAGUAAGAACAGCGCCAACAGCAAUAACGGCACCGGCGGAAAGACGAUCGCCAACAGUAAUAGCCAGAGCAGCAUCGUUAAAAGCGCCAGCGGACAGCUGGCCAACUCGGUGCUUAAGAGCAAUGGCACCACCGCGAAGGAGGCGAACGGCGAGGAGAAAAGUUUUCUCUGAGCGUUCGCGUGCACCGCCCUGCAGCGCCCGAAUGUAGGCAACCGCCCAGCACCGCCAACCGAAUGCCAAACACUUUGCAAACGCACCCACUCCUUACUAGCAGUAAGCGUUGUAAAUAUGAAUUGUAAACCCCGUUGUAUAUGAUGAUACCGUGUCGCCGCCGCCAGAUGGAUGAGAACCGACUCUCUAGUUCCCCGUACCGUUUCGUACAGUUCGUUCAAUAGUGUAUGUGUGUUCUUUUUUGUGCGUGUGUGUGUGUGUAACAUAAUUGUCACUUAUUCAGCCAACCGUUUCAAUCUUGGGCGCAGUUGGUGCGAUAGCUACACUGUCUGUUCGGUGGCCUGUGAAGGAGAAAGGUGGCUCAAUUUUCAAUUAUGCCUUGAGCGCUUGAACCAGGCAAUAAACGGCAGCACAUACCUUGCAAUGAUUGCGCAUAUUUUUAAUCGGAUAUUUGUAAGACAGAUGUUUGCCUGGAGAAUGUAUUUAAAUAAACGUGAAUAUUUUAUACUUCAUGCUCUCAGCUCGAAAACACGCUAAAGUAAGCUUUGUCAUGGUGCUUUUUUCUACCAUCCACCUGAGAGUUCUUGUAAAAAAAAAACCAACCAAUACGCCAAUCGUUCGCUUCUCUGUAAAGGUUUCUAUUGAAUGGAUGACAUGUUUGCUCAUUUUCAUGUUAAUUUUUAAUCUUAUUUUUUAAUGCCCCACAAGCACUCCAAUUCAUUACAAAAUCAAUUAUGUUUAAACUCCAUUUACAAUUCCGUUUACCACAGUAUGUGUUUUAAAAGCUUUGCCUCUAAACUGUAUUGUUUGUAAAAGAAACUCUAAACAAAACAAAAAAAAAACAAUGAAUAAAAGAAAGCAAAACACAGAAUCAUAAGCAUUGAAUGUGAUAAAAGUAGAUAUAAAAGCAUAAAAAAGGAAAGGCAAAUCCUGCGGGUGUGUCGCGAGCGUGUGUAUGAGUGUGAAGGCAAAAGUGUGCGACCGUUCGAAAUGUAAUUUACAACUUUUUGCUAGAACACUAUAGGAAAUAAAUAAACUCAUUCACAAAACUUGAUCGUCUCUCCCUGCAGCAGAAGCUCAAGUGCGGCGUACUUCAAUGCAAAUGCAUUCAAUUAAUGUAAAUCAAAACAGAGGAGGACAGAGCCGGAAAGGAAAAAAGUAAAGAGAAAAGUAAAACAAAUCACAAAACUAUCGUUUGCAGAUGACGGGAGGAGAAAUUAUGGAAAGCAAAAGCUGAAACACACAAAAACAACUAUUCUCACUUACCGAUUCACUGGUUGAGAAAAUCUAUCAAGCUUAACGUGUAAAAGUGAAUAUUAACAAAUAUGCCCAAAGCAAACCAACCCUAGCUACUUGCUGCACUACUUCAAGUAAGCGAUAAACGAAAGCAAAUAAAUAUAUUCAGAAAAUAAAGAAAUGAAACACACAAAUCUCCCCCAAAGCUCAUAAGAUAACACUUUACGAGUCGAGAAUUAAACGGAACAACAACAACGACAGAAGGCAGACAAACGGGGAUUGCUGCAGCAAAUCAGGGUCAUUUAUUGUUUUUUUUUGUUUUAUCCUUUAUUUUCCCUACUUCCCUCAAGGUAAUGUCUGACAGGAGUCAGGAGCACAACAAAAAAAAACACGGAAAAUGAAUGGAAAAUAUUAUCCCAGCACAAACAAAUUCUAGGAAAAUGCAAUUUUUAUUUGAUUUUUUGCCCUUUAAUCUUUUACCUACUAAGGGAGGGAGCGUACGCGCUUAUCCCCCACUGGGGACAAUUGUAUAAUCCGAUUUGUACGUUUUCAACCUUGCAGAAAGGGACGGACGCGAACAAAAAUAAAGCGCCAUGACUUUUGGGGGUUUUGAAAAAGUUGGAAAGAAAUCGUGUCUAACUUAACGUGUGCAAUAAGUUUAUGGCAAACGCGAUACCCGCUCCUUAACACUCUGCUCGUGCUGAUAGUCACAGGACGUAGGAAAUACAAAGGAAUGACACUUAUCGAGCCGUGGAUGGGGACGAAUCUAUUCACAAAAAAACAAAAGCCCGAAAGGCAAAGCAAAUUUCCAAACGAGGGUCACAAUAAAAAUAAUUACCGCAAAAAUCUA
Anopheles arabiensis is the source of this 5789-nucleotide messenger RNA. It is a transcript of the gene Shaw, whose product is annotated as potassium voltage-gated channel protein Shaw. Gene Ontology annotation, biological process: protein homooligomerization; potassium ion transmembrane transport. Lineage: Eukaryota; Metazoa; Arthropoda; Insecta; Diptera; Culicidae. The transcript is spliced from 9 exons. The coding region runs from base 1835 to 3703 and encodes 622 amino acids. Gene Ontology annotation, cellular component: dendrite membrane; neuronal cell body membrane; voltage-gated potassium channel complex. The record is from RefSeq and is a predicted model, not a curated record. Gene Ontology annotation, molecular function: protein binding; delayed rectifier potassium channel activity.